AUGACUGAAAAGACAACAUUCGGCGAUAUCAAUUACGCUUCGCAAAAGAAUGAGUUCACCUCUCACAAGGAACAAACAAUUCACGAUGAAGCACCUGCUCGUCAGGGCUCCGUCGCCCUCAACAUCGUCGACAACCCAUUGAGAGUAAGCAGCCUACGCAUCUCUCGAUCACUCUUGUACUUUGUUGGAUUGGAGCUGAUCACGUUGAAANNGCGUCACGAUAAAGAAACUACCGUCCACGAUGCUAUAACAUUCGCCGAGUCGAACGGCAUGGCAGACCAAGCAGCUCUCUUCGGUAGAGCCGCUCUCGUCGCGCGUGACCCAGAAAAUUUCGAAUCAAUCCCCGAUCUCACACAGGACGAGCGUGCAGCACUUGUUUACGAGAGAGACCACAAAUGGCAUGGACCAAAGAUGCUUUGGUUUUCGAUUGGUCUUUGUGCCAUUGGUGCCGCCACACAGGGUUGGGACCAGACUGGUUCAAACGGAGCCAACUUGUCUUUCCCUCAGGAUUUUGGUCUUGAUGAGAAGAACAAUGCACGCGAUGCCUGGAUUGUCGGUCUUAUCAACUCCAUCAUCUUCCUGACUGCCGGGCUUAUUGGUGCUUUCAUCGUCGAUCCUCUUAACAAAUACCUUGGACGAAGAGGUGAAAUUUUUCUUACUGCUGCCUGUCUUACUGCCACUCCCAUCGGUUCUGGUUUCGCACAGUCAUGGCACGGUCUUUUCGCUGCCCGUUUCAUCAUGGGCAUUGGUAUCGGUGCAAAGAACGCUACCGUUCCGAUCUAUUCUGCUGAGAUGGCACCCGCUCGCAUUCGUGGUGCUCUUGUCAUGUUCUGGCAGCUUUGGGUCGUCAUUGGUAGGAACACAUUCAACUUAGUCUUUCUACAAUCUUUAUUGACUUCUCAUCGCNNAGGCAUCUUCCUCGGAUUCUGUGCAAAUGUCAUCGUAAAGGAUGUUCCUCGCAUUGCCUGGCGUCUUCAGCUCGGGUCUGCUUUCAUUCCAUCCUUCAUCCUUAUGGUCGGUAUUUACUUCUGUCCCGAGUCACCACGUUGGUUGAUGAAGCACGGUAAAAUUGCCAAAGGUUUCCAAUCAAUGGCUAAGUUGCGCGCACACCCCAUCAUCGGCGCACGCGAUUACUACUACAGUUACGUGAUCUAUAAAGAAGAGAUGCAGGUGGCCAGCGGCUCAACUUACUUCACUCGCCUGAGAGAUUGUUUCACCGUUCCUCGUAUCCGCAGAGCCAAUUACGGUGCUUCAACUGUCAUGCUCGCCCAGCAGAUGUGUGGUAUCAAUAUUAUCUCGUUCUACAGUUCUAGCAUCUUCACCAACGCCGGCUACAGUGACGACCAGGCCCUGUUCGCAUCUCUCGGCUACGGUGCCGUCCAGGUCAUCUUCACCAUUCCCACUUUGUUCUUGAUCGAUACCAAGGGUCGCAGAACCUUGUGUUUAAUCGUAAGUCCUCCACCAUGGUACGGGAUAAGCAUCUCACUAACUUUCCCAAGNACAUUCCCUCUUAUGUGUAUUUUCCUGCUCGCCGCGGGUCUGUCGCUAUUGCAACCCACGACCGUGAGUGACGCUGCCAGAGUUGGACCAGUCGUCUUGUUCGUCUAUCUCUUCACAAUCUGCUAUUCUCUUGGUGAAGGCCCGGUUGCAUUCCAAUACUCUGCCGAAGUCUUCCCUACCAUCCAGCGUGAGCAGGGUAUGGCAUGGGCAGUCUGCAUCAACAACACCUUUGCUGGUAUUCUCGGAUUGACAUUCCCACGUAUGCAGAACGUCAUGACACCCACUGGUGCUUUCGGCUUCUAUGCUGGACUUAACCUCAUCGCCUGGGGUAUGAUCUUCUGCUUCGUUCGCGAGACCAAGCAACUCACCUUGGAGGAAAUCGACCAAGUCUUCUCUGUGCCUACCAGGAAGUUCCUCAACUACGAAGUCGGUACCUGGCUGCCGUACUUCAUCAAGCGCCAUGUUCUGUUCCAGAAGAGCACUCCCAAGCCUCCACCAAUCAUUGAGAAGGCCGAGUGGGUCGACAGCAAGCAGCACACUCUUAACGGUUAA
Aureobasidium musti is the source of this 2052-nucleotide messenger RNA. NCBI's taxonomy places the organism in Eukaryota, Fungi, Ascomycota, Dothideomycetes, Dothideales, Saccotheciaceae. The record is from the annotation of a GenBank genome assembly.